AUGACUAAGAAUUUUGAAGAUAAACUUGGCCAAGGAGGCUUUGGUUCUGUUUACAAAGGAAAGCUUCGAAGUGGCUAUCUUGUAGUAGUCAAAUUGCUUGGAAAAUCUGCAGCAAAUGGGAAAGAUUUCAUGAAUGAAAUAGGAACUAUUGGGAGGAUCCAUCAUAUUGCAGUUGAAGUGGCCCGAGGGAUCAAAUAUUUGCCCCAUGGUUGUGACAUUCAGAUUUUGCAUUUUGACAUCAAACCUCACAAUAUACUUUUUGAUGAUAAGUUCGUCCCAAAAAUAUUGGAUUUUAGAUUGGCGAAAUUAUGCUCCACAAACAAGGAGAUAGUUAUAGUGACGGCUGCAAGAGGAACCAUAGGGUAUGUUGCUCCAGAACUGAUCAAUAGAAGUAUUGGCGCAGUGUCUUACAAGGCUGAUGUGUAUAGUUUUGGGAUGUUGAUUGAAAUGGUGGGAUUAAACAAAGACUUGCCAUGA
This is a messenger RNA of Salvia hispanica, 477 nucleotides long. The record is from RefSeq and is a predicted model, not a curated record. NCBI's taxonomy places the organism in Eukaryota, Viridiplantae, Streptophyta, Magnoliopsida, Lamiales, Lamiaceae.